This is a messenger RNA of Vigna umbellata (rice bean), 1209 nucleotides long. RefSeq names its product Haloacid dehalogenase-like hydrolase (HAD) superfamily protein. The record is from RefSeq and is a predicted model, not a curated record. NCBI's taxonomy places the organism in Eukaryota, Viridiplantae, Streptophyta, Magnoliopsida, Fabales, Fabaceae.
GCAUUUUUCAAACCAAGAAACAGUUCGGUUUGUUUAGUGGCUAACCAAAUUUGAACCGGAGAACGAUUCGGUUUGCGGAUCCGGUUCGACUAUUCUGGGAUUCGGUUCGGUAGGUUUUUGGCAUUUACAAAUGACAACUACGAUACGAGAGAGAGGGAAGAGAAGAGAAAUGAGAUGAUGAACAGCAGUGCUAUGAUGAGAUGCUCCAACACCAACGCCCUUUUCAGAGCUUUCAGAGCCAAAACCCGCGAUUCUUCUCUGCCAAUUUCUUCAAUGCUCAUCAACAAAGGUACUGGUGGGAAGAAGGCAUAUGAUGCAUUGCUGUUGGACGCUGGGGGCACCCUUUUGCAAUUGGCAAAGCCAGUUGAGGACACUUAUGCCGCUAUUGGAUCCAAAUAUGGUGUUAUUAUGGAUCCAGCUAUGAUAAAGCAAGGAUUUAAGAGAGCAUUUGCUGCUCCGUGGCCUGAAAAGCUACGGUACCAGGGAGACGGGAAGCCAUUUUGGAAACUUAUAGUUUCUGAAGCCACAGGUUGUGGAGAUGGGGACUAUUUUGAGGAAGUUUAUGAGUACUAUGCAAGAGGGGAUGCGUGGCAUCUUCCCGAUGGAGCUCAUGAAGCAAUUACUCUUCUGAAGGAUGCUGGAGUUAAGAUGGCUGUUGUAUCCAAUUUUGACAACCGCUUAAGGAAGCUAUUGAAGGAUCUUAAUGUCUUAAAUCUAUUUGAUGCUGUCAUUAUAUCAUCAGAGGUCGGAUAUGAAAAACCAGAUUCCAGAAUAUUCCAAGCUGCUCUAGAUCAAGUAAAUGUAGAGGCUUGCAAAGCCUUACACAUUGGAGAUGAUAAAAAAGCAGAUAAAAUGGGGGCCAAUAACGUGGGGAUCGAUUGCUGCAGGUUAUGGGGUAUUGAUGUGAAGACAUUCUCCGAUAUACAAAAUCGCAUUCUCAAUUCAGAGGCUUAACGACUGAUGUGCUUGUAACUCCGAUUUGUUCAUACUAAUAUCUAGCAUUUCAUAAAGUGGAUAAUCAUACUUAACAUUUUUUAAUGCAUGAUGCAAAAACCUUGAUAUGAUAUCCUUGGUUCCAAGUUUUGCUAAAUACCAUGAAUAAUGUUGUCUGUUUCAAAGGAGACAGGAUUUUGUCCUCCAAAUUUACCUCACAAAUACUAUCCAUUUUGAAAGGGUGUAAUGAGAAGAGUUCAAGUUUCUGACUUUCAC